Molecule: messenger RNA, 1194 nt
Organism: Hypoxylon fragiforme
Lineage: Eukaryota; Fungi; Ascomycota; Sordariomycetes; Xylariales; Hypoxylaceae
Exons: 3
Coding region: 1-1194 (397 amino acids)
Source: RefSeq, a predicted model, not a curated record
AUGGCGGACCUUACUGAAACAUACGCCCAGAGGCUCACUACCGGCAUUGUGGUGACCUGUCUCGCACUGUCAGUCAUAUCCUUUGUGCUUCGGCUCUACGCGAGGUCGGUCACGACGGCGAAGCUUUGGUGGGAUGACUAUUGGAUGGGCAUACCCAUGAUCAUAUGUGUGGCCAUGAGCACGAAUGACUUUGUUGGGCUCGUGUUUGGGUCAGGCAAGCACCAGGCGGAUCUGGAUCCUCAGGUCGUGAUAAGCUUCAUGAAGAACCUUUACAUCUAUAUGAUAUUCUGGUGUAUUGGUGUCUUCGGUGUCAAGGUUGGAAUUCUGCUAUUCUACUGGCGAGUCUUCCAUACGAAAUCCUUUCGCGUGUCGGCGAUGAUAGUCGGAGGAUUCUCGCUCCUGAUAUUUCUCACGAACUGUUUUAUCUUUGCCUUUCAGUGUACACCAAUAAGUUCUUUCUGGGAAGGCAAAGCGGAAGACUGCAUUGACCAACAUGCAUUUUACUUGGCUUCUGCAAUAAUCAAUGUCGCCGGUGAUAUUGCCGUCUUGACCUUACCAUUGCCGGUCGUCUGGGGACUACAUACUUCGACAAGCAAGAAACUCUCCUUGAGUUUCCUAUUUCUUCUUGGAGCCUUCGUUUGUAUUGCAAGCAUCUUCCGCAUUGUUGGGGUUUAUGAGAUUGACGCGACUGAUUUUACUUACACAAACCUCGCCGGAGGACUCUGGAGUACUGUGGAGGUCGAAAUAGGGUUCAUCUGUGCGAACCUUCCAGCAAUCCGACCCGUCGUCUUUAAGUGGUUCGGGAUUGGUAGUUCGGCAGCUGCGUACGGGUCGGGCAGCGCGGGUCCUAGACAAUACAACAUCUCUGGCAAGGGAGCGACUCGGUCAGGCCAUGUCAUCCUCCGAAGUAGAAAUCAAGAGUCCGAUUUGCUCGAUUCAGACACGGAGGCACUAACUAGACAAGGAAAGGCAGACUCGAUAACCCCGACGCACACUAGAGGGGCGAAUAGCGAUGGGCAACCGGGCCAAGCUUUCGGCCUUACUGAUAUUGUAGUCAAGACAGAUAUCGGCGUCUCGAUAGACUCCAAACAGUCCGAGUCACAGGAUGGAGAACCAAAUCAUUUCGUUCAGAUAACAGCACCGCGGUCAGGAACGGUAGACCUACCAGGUACCGGCCAGCCUUAUUAUAAUUAG